Ilex paraguariensis (yerba mate) is the source of this 1338-nucleotide messenger RNA. The record is from the annotation of a GenBank genome assembly. NCBI's taxonomy places the organism in Eukaryota, Viridiplantae, Streptophyta, Magnoliopsida, Aquifoliales, Aquifoliaceae.
AUGGACCCAACCAUCAACUACCACGUGGUGGCCAUCCCAUACCCUGGAAGAGGCCACAUCAACCCAAUGAUGAACCUCUGCAAGCUCAUGGCCUCACGCCGAGCAGACAUUCUCAUAACCUUCAUCGUCACCGAAGAGUGGCUCGGAUUCCUCGGCUCCGAGACCAAGCCAGCUAACUUACGCUUCGGCACAAUCCCCAAUGUCAUUCCGUCGGAGCUGGUUCGCGACGCCGACUUCCCUGGCUUCUUGGAAGCUACGUUGACGAAGUUGGAAGCUCCGGUCGAGCGGCUAUUGGAUCGGCUUGAGCCACCGAAGCCGAGUGUUGUAAUAUAUGAUACGGUGUUGGCUUGGGUGGUGCGGCUUGGGUAUCGGAGAAAUAUUCCGGUGGCUGCGCUUUGGACGAUGUCAGCGAUGGUGUUCUCUACGUCGUGUCAUCAUGAUCUCAUUCGGAAUGGGCAUGUCAAGGCUAAUGUGUCAGAGCGGGGAAAGGAUCAGGUAGACAACUUCCCUGGAGUUCCUUCUAUACCCACUGCCGAUCUUGGCGAAGGCCAAAAAGUUGCACAUCUCCUGUUGGAAGGCAUUGUAUUGGUGCCAAAAGCACAGUAUCUUCUGUUGGCUUCAAUCUAUGAGCUUGAGUACCAAGUCAUUGACACUUUAAAAGCAGAACUCCCUAUCGCCAUCUACUCCAUUGGUCCUGCUAUACCUUGCUUCACUUAUAUAGACAAUUCCAUUCCCAUCACUGGUCACAAUGUCCCAGACUAUAUGAAAUGGUUAAAUGCCCAACCUAGAUGUUCAGUCUUGUAUAUCGCACAAGGAAGCUUUAUUUCUCUCUCGAGUUCUCAAUUGGAUGAGAUAGUUGCUGGGGUUCAAGACAGUGGUGUUCGGUACUUAUGGGUAGCACGAGGAGAAACUUCUCUGUUUGAAAAGGGAGGUGGUGGGUUUGUGGUGCCAUGGUGUGACCAAUUGAAGGUGUUAUGCCAUUCUUCUAUAGGUGGAUUUUGGUCACAUUGUGGGUGGAAUUCCACGAAAGAAGGCGCGUUUGCUGGCCUUCCGAUGCUUGCUUACCCCAUAGUUUUCGAUCAAAUCUCAAACAGCAAGAUGAUUGUGGAAAACUGGAAGAUGGGUUGGAGUGUGAAGCGUGAGGGGGGAGGUGUUGACACAUUGAUUAGAAGGGAAGAAAUUGCUGGACUUGUGCAGAGGUUUAUGGACUUAGAAAGUGAGGAGGGAAAAGAAAUGAGGGGAAGAGCAAAAGAGAUUCAAGAGAUUUGUCGACGAGCUGUUGGAAAAGGAGGAUCUGCUGAGACCAACAUUGAUGCUUUCAUGAAGGACAUGUUAUAG